Molecule: messenger RNA, 1505 nt
Organism: Thunnus maccoyii (southern bluefin tuna)
Lineage: Eukaryota; Metazoa; Chordata; Actinopteri; Scombriformes; Scombridae
Gene: wdr18
Product: WD repeat domain 18
Exons: 8
Coding region: 119-1216 (365 amino acids)
Biological process (GO): DNA-templated DNA replication; rRNA processing
Cellular component (GO): nuclear pre-replicative complex
Molecular function (GO): protein binding
Source: RefSeq, a predicted model, not a curated record
ACUCCGCUACUACAUUUCCCACAACUCACUCGGUCCAGGAAGUGACGUCAGGAAGCGUCCAUCAGAACGCCGGCUUCCCGCGUGCAGCGUGUUGCUGUUUGUUUGUAGCGGAGCCAACAUGGCGGCGCCUCUGGAGGUGAUAGUGAGCUGCGACUCCGGCUCGCAGCUGUGGAACAGCACCGUGUUCGACCCGCACAGCGGCUCCAGCCUGCUGUCCUACCGGGGAGGGAACAGCUCCGCCCGGACACUCUGCGUCCUCAACGGGGAGUACAUGCUGUCCGCCCAGCUCGGCAAGAACUUCAUCAACGUGUGGGAGAUCCAGAGGAAGGAUCAGCUGCAGCAGAAGAUCGUGUGUCCAGGUGUGGUCACCUGUCUGACCGCCUCACCUGACGGUCUCUUCCUGGCUGCAGGCGUCGCCGAGGCUGUUUACCUGUGGGAGGUGUCCACAGGUAAGCUGCUGUCUGUCCUCAGUCGUCACUAUCAGGACGUCACCUGUCUGAAGUUCACAGAUGACAGCAGCCAUUUUGUGUCUGGAGGAAAAGACAACCUGGCUCUGGUGUGGAGUCUGUGCAGUGUGAUCCAGCUGGAUUUAAACCACACCCCUGAGCCACGUCACAUCCUGUCCCGUCAUUCUCUACCAAUCACAGACCUGCACUGUGGCCUGAUGGGAGCUCAGGCCAGAGUCGCCACCGCCUCCUUAGACCAAACUGUCAAGCUGUGGGAGCUGUCCUCAGGUGAGAUGCUCCUGUCUGUCCUCUUUGAUGUGGAGAUCAUGUCCGUGACCUUUGACCCCUGCGAGUACUUCCUGUUCUGUGGCGGCAGUGACGGCAACAUUUUCCAGGUGUCUCUGUGCAGCCAGAGUCUCAGCCGGGACAAAUCCUUCCAGUCUGACAACGAUGGAAACCAAGUGUUCAAAGGACACAGGAACCUGGUGACCUGCCUGUCGGUGUCGAUGGAUGGGACUCUCCUCCUCUCGGGUUCCCACGAUGAGACGGUUCGACUUUGGGACAUCCAAAGCAAACAGAGCAUCCGCUGCCUUUCCCACAAAGGGAAGCCUCCUCUGACCUUGGUAACCAUGGAGAUGCUGAUAUACCCUCUAUCAGAGAGGUUUCUGCCUUCCCCAAAACACCGACAGCUGAAGUCUCAAGGAGAAGAUAUCUUCAUAUCUGAUGAAGAAUCACAAUGUGACCUCAAAGCCAAGCUUGACCCGAUGUGACCCGAUCUGACACCUCUAAAGAUGGAAAACUCCAUGACAACGACCUGUCGCUGAACUGCUGACGGAGGCAUUUUCAUUAUUUUAACUUUAGCAGCGCAGAGUCACAACAGCCAACAGUGACUUUAGUUUAACCUUCUGCCAGUUGCCAUGGUUACACGUACACACGACAGAUAACCUGGUUAGUUUCUCAGGAGGGACACUGAAGUGAGGAGAGCAAGAAAAGUCCCCACAAGAUACUGAAGGAGAGAACGGUGUGUGUGUGUGUGUGUGUGUGUGUGUGUGUGUGUGU